UAUGACGUAUUAACGUCAUUAGACGUUUCAUAGAGAAAGAGGUCUUUGGUCACAGAGUGGACUUUGUAUUUAAGUCUUUUAUUAGUUCUUUUCAAUUUUAAUUUUUAGUUUUAGAUACUAUAUACACUUUAUUACAAGUUUCUAUUCCUUAUAAUGUUUUCUCCGUGCAGCAGACAAUUUUUGUCUUCUCAGCUUCGUAGACUGCAAAGCACUUUGGUGGUAGCAGAACACAACAAUGAUGCUCUAUUGCCAGUUACCCAGAAUGCACUAAGUGCUGCGAAGAAAAUUGGUGGCGAUAUUUCUGUCUUGGUCGCUGGAACAAAGUGUGGUCCAGCUGCUGAAAAAAUAGCCAAAGCUGGUGGCAUAUCAAAAGUCUUAGUUGCUGAAAGUGAUGCUUUCAAGGGGUUCACAGCAGAAUCAUUGACUCCACUCAUACUGGCCACCCAGAAGCAGUUUAAUUUCACACAUAUAUUGGCACCAGCUACCGCUUUCGGGAAAGCAGUGCUUCCCCGAGUGGCAGCAAAGCUGGAUGUGUCACCCAUAACCGAUAUCAUUGGUGUCAAGGAUGCUAAUACAUUUGUGAGGACAAUCUAUGCAGGUAAUGCAGUCCUCACAUUGGAAGCCAAGGAUCCUAUCAAGGUGAUUACAGUCCGUGGCACCGCCUUUGCCCCUGAACCACUAGAGGGUGGAUCGGCUGCGAUAGAGAAAGCACCUGAGGGGAAUUACAAGACUGAUCUUACGGAGUGGCUGUCGCAAGAACUCACAAAAUCUGAUAGGCCAGAACUUACUACCGCAAAGAACAUUGUUUCUGGGGGCCGUGGUCUAAAGUCUGGUGACAACUUCAAGCUGCUGUACGAUCUAGCCGACAAGUUGAAGGCGGCUGUUGGUGCAUCCCGUGCUGCCGUCGACGCUGGCUUCGUGCCCAAUGACCUUCAGAUUGGACAGACUGGCAAGAUUGUUGCACCUGACCUAUACAUUGCUGUGGGUAUCAGUGGUGCUAUUCAACAUCUUGCUGGAAUGAAGGAUUCCAAGACCAUUGUAGCCAUCAACAAGGAUCCUGAAGCACCCAUUUUCCAGGUAUCAGACUAUGGAUUGGUUGCUGAUUUGUUCAAAGCUGUUCCAGAACUUACAAAUAAGCUGUAAAUUGUAAAAAUAUAUUUUGUGACCUAUUUAGGGUCUUAGUUCUUUUUUUUAUAUAUACAAAUGUUGAUUGUGUAUUAAUAUUACGUAAAAUUGAAUAAAUAAGUAAGAAAUAUUGUUAAAA
Galleria mellonella (greater wax moth) is the source of this 1264-nucleotide messenger RNA. It is a transcript of the gene wal, whose product is annotated as electron transfer flavoprotein subunit alpha, mitochondrial. The transcript is spliced from 7 exons. NCBI's taxonomy places the organism in Eukaryota, Metazoa, Arthropoda, Insecta, Lepidoptera, Pyralidae. Gene Ontology annotation, cellular component: mitochondrion. The record is from RefSeq and is a predicted model, not a curated record. Gene Ontology annotation, molecular function: flavin adenine dinucleotide binding; electron transfer activity. Bases 154 to 1143 code for a protein of 329 amino acids.